CGCUGUACAUGCGCGUCUCUUUAGUAACACCAGCAGGAAAAAACAGUGUAGACGGAAACCAGCAGAAUCUGGCAACCUUGUGCAUGGACAACAGUACACGAAAUGUCUCACAAGCCCCCAUGGGCCACGUGCAGCUAAAAGCUCCGCCCAACCUGGCCAGAGGAUGGAAUCGCUCCCUGAAGCUGUCCUGAUCCAGAUCCUGGCCUCCAUCCCCGCAGUGGAGCUGGUGCUGGUGUGCCGCCUAGUCUGCGGCCAGUGGAAGAACCUUGUGGAUGGAGCAGCAAUCUGGUUCCUGAAGUGCCAGCAGGAUGGGUUCACUGAGGCAGAGCCUGAGGAGGAGGCCAAGGACUGGCAAACGUUCUACUUCCUGAGUAAACGGAAGAGGAAUUUAAUCAAGAACCCAUGCGGUGAAGAGACUUUAGAGCACUGGGAGGAAGUGGAGAACGGAGGCGAUGGCUGGAAAAUUGAGGAGCUGCCAGGAGACUUCGGAAAAGAAUUUCCCAGCGAUGGAGUCCACACAUACUUCGUCACCUCCUACGAGUGGUGCCGCAAGUCUCAGGUCAUUGACCUCAGGGCGGAAGGUUACUGGGAGGAGUUGAUGGACACAACGCAGCCUAAAAUUGUGGCAAAGGACUGGUAUGCAGGGCGCAGCGACGCCGGCUGCCUCUACCAGCUGCACGUGAAGCUGCUGUCAGAGCACGAGGACGUCCUGGCAGAGUACAAGAGCGACACCAUCGCCAUUCCGCAGAACAGCGACGCUGACUGGACCGAGAUUUCCCACACCUUCUCCGACUACGGUCCCGGGGCUCGCUUUGUGCGCUUUGAACACGGCGGCCAGGACACGCUAUUCUGGAAAGGAUGGUACGGGGUCCGUGUGACCAACAGCAGCGUGAUGGUGGAGCCCUAGCCAGGCCAUGGCCCUCAAGCCAGACCGGGUCCCAUUCACCGCAGCUAGCCCCUGGCAUCCUCCAUGGGCUUGGAAUGGUUUCUGCAUGGUGCUGCUUCCAGGAGUUCCAGAGUAUAUCACUUACCGCAUUGAGAGAGUGUGUCUCUCUUGCUUGCUCUCUCUGCAGGGACUCGGAGUAGCAGGUUUUGCUUCCAUUAAUGCACCAACCCUUAGAAAGCUUUAAAAAACCUCAGUUCUCUCCCCUCACCCACUAGCCUGAUGCCCUUCCAGCCAGGUACAGCGUUGCUCUGGAACAGUGCCCA
Pelodiscus sinensis (Chinese soft-shelled turtle) is the source of this 1209-nucleotide messenger RNA. Lineage: Eukaryota; Metazoa; Chordata; Testudines; Trionychidae. The record is from RefSeq and is a predicted model, not a curated record.